UAAUUAUGCAUAAAAAUCUGCCAAAAUCAGAUUUCUAUGAGAUUUCACUGUUACGAUCUACAUCUUAUAUAAAGUUCUUUCUUUUUUUCGUCGACAAGAAAAUUCCACAGUUUCAACCCCAAAUUUUUAUAUUUUGACCCCAAAGAAAAAGAGAACUCAACACAAAAAAUAUAUAUAGAAUUUUCUCCACUUGUAAAAGCGGUAUCGUAUCUCUUGCCCUUAAAGCAAAGAACUUGUCUCUCCUUCUCCAUUCACUCCUCUUUUGGAACAUCACAAGCACACAAUCCUCUCCGUCUCUGUUUCAAUGAAGAACCAAAAGGAUCAAAACUCAUCAUCAUUGUCUUCUUCAUCACCAUCUCUAACAACAAAGCUUCUCAAUGCUCAAUACCAUCACUUCCUCAAUCUCCUUUCGUAUUCCCUUAUCCUCUGUUGCGGUAUCAUCAUCGGCAUCCUUCUCCAUUCCUCUCUACAAAACUUCUCUUCAAAUUCUUCACUUAGCAUCCAACGCAUAUCUCAGCUAUUUAUAGUCUCUUCUCUUCCUCCUUCUCCUCCUCCUCCUCCUCCUCCUUCUCCUCCUUCUGAGCCCGAGCAAAAUGGGCUCAAAAGCUUUAUUGAGCCACCGGAGAAGCUUAUGCACGACAUGGAGGACGAAGAGCUUCUCUGGAGAGCUUCAAUGGCGCCUAAGAUCAAGAAUUACCCUUUUCCUCGAACGCCAAAGGUUGCUUUCAUGUUCAUGACAAAGGGUCAUUUACCUCUAGCUCGUCUAUGGGAGAGAUUCUUUCGUGGGCAUGAAGGUCUUUUUACUAUCUACGUUCACUCUUAUCCUUCUUAUAACCAGUCCGAUCCCGAAGAUUCCGUCUUCCGUGGCCGCCACAUUCCAAGCAAGAGAGUGGAUUGGGGAUAUGUGAACAUGGUGGAAGCAGAACAAAGAUUACUAGCAAAUGCUUUAUUAGACAUAUCAAACGAACGAUUCGUACUUCUCUCCGAAUCAUGCAUCCCUCUUUUCAACUUCACCACUGUUUACUCUUACCUUAUUAACUCAACUCAAACUCACGUUGAGUCCUACGACCAACUUGGUGGCGUUGGACGCGGCCGAUACAGCCCUCUAAUGCAGCCACAUGUCCAGCUACGCCACUGGCGCAAAGGCUCCCAAUGGAUCGAAGUGGACCGUGCCAUGGCUCUUGAGAUUAUCUCCGAUAGAAUCUACUGGCCUCUCUUUUAUAGUUAUUGCCACCAUGGUUGCUACGCCGACGAGCACUAUAUUCCUACACUCCUCAACAUCAAAUCAAGCCUGAAACGGCGCAACUCCAACCGGACUCUCACGUGGGUCGACUGGUCGAAAGGUGGCCCGCACCCUAACCGGUUUAUUAGACACGAGGUGACUGCGGAGUUCAUGGAGAACCUAAGGAGUGGUGGUGAGUGUCUCUACAAUGGAGAAGAGACGAAUAUUUGUUAUUUAUUUGCUCGCAAGUUCUUGCCUACUGCUCUCGACCGGUUGCUCAGGCUUUCACGUACUGUUUUACAUUUCUGAUUAUUUUUCUUUUUUCAUAUAUUUUUUUAAUUUUUCAAUUCUUCACCGUAAUAUUGUAUAAUAGUUUGAUUAUUCGUAAAUGAGGAGUAUUUUAUUUUGGGUGAUUCAUCUACACAUUCCAUU
Messenger RNA from Arabidopsis thaliana (thale cress), 1654 nucleotides. Its product is annotated as Core-2/I-branching beta-1,6-N-acetylglucosaminyltransferase family protein. The coding region runs from base 305 to 1531 and encodes 408 amino acids. Lineage: Eukaryota; Viridiplantae; Streptophyta; Magnoliopsida; Brassicales; Brassicaceae. The transcript has 2 exons. The record is from RefSeq and is marked reviewed. Gene Ontology annotation, cellular component: membrane. Gene Ontology annotation, molecular function: glycosyltransferase activity.